Fraxinus pennsylvanica is the source of this 636-nucleotide messenger RNA. The record is from the annotation of a GenBank genome assembly. Lineage: Eukaryota; Viridiplantae; Streptophyta; Magnoliopsida; Lamiales; Oleaceae.
AUGAAUUUUAGUCAGAAAGGUUUGCUUGCCACUGCCACUGGAUCUUUUGUACAGGUAUUGAGAGAUUUAUCGGGAUCUCAGAAUUAUAGCCGCUAUAUGAGCCAUUCCAUUGCUAAAGGGUACCAAAUACAAAAGUUGGCAUUCAGACCCUAUGAAGAUGUUUUGGGCAUUGGGCACUCGAUGGGUUGGUCGUCAAUCUUGAUUCCUGGAUCCGGAGAAGCCAACUUUGACUCUUGGGUGGCGAACCCGUUUGAAACUUCUAAACAGAGGAAGGAGAGGGAGGUGCAUUCUCUUCUUGACAAACUCCCUCCAGAGACGAUCAUGUUGAACCCAACGAAGAUUGGUUCAGUGAAGCCCACAAGAAAGAAAGAAAGACCGGCUAAACAGGAGAUAGAGGCCGAAUUGGAAGGUGCUGUAGAAGCAGCAAAAAAUAUAUUUAUCAAGAAGAAAACUAAAGGUCGGAGUAAGCCCAGCAAGGUUGCAAAGAAGAAGAAAGAAGCAGUAGAGAAAGCUAAGAAGCCUUUCUUGGAACAAGCAGCUAAAGGGGAUGGGUUAUCGAAAAAGAAAAGGAAGAACAUGGAGGAAAAUCUGCCUAGAUCUCUUCAGAGGUUUGCUCUGAAGAGACGAGCUAAUUGA